UUGCCCGCAUUAUUGUCCAAAUGUGACGCUAUAGAGAAUAGAGAUAUAGUGGCAAUUGCACAGCAUGACGUAAUCUCAAUAUCCGUGUGUUCUACCCACUGUCAGUGCUAUAUAGUGACUCGUUACCCUAGUGACGUCAUCUUGCCAUCCGUGAGGCGUGGACAAUAAGCACAGUAGCAGAAGGUAGUGUAGAACAGCAGUUAGAGGACAGCAUGAAUCCUCACCCCUACUACCCCAGUAACCCCCUGACCAACAGGUAUACCCAGCUUGCUCUACUUCUCGUCUCUCAGUCUCAAGGACAAAAUCUAUCAAGAGAGGAGGAGGAGAAGAGGAGAGUGCGAAGAGAAAGAAAUAAAGUAGCUGCAACAAAGUGCAGGGAGAAAAGGAAGGCGCACAGUGUCUAUGUUAGACACGAGUAUGGAUCUGUGACAGACACUACAAGGAGUUUAGAAGACCAGAUCUCAGCUCUAAAAAGAGAACGAGAUGAGUUAGUCAGGAUACUGGGUACCCACGAGUGUAGCAACCCCAGAUUGGAACAGACGGCUCAUGGGAGCCAGAUGUGUCAACAGCAACAGCAACAGCAGCAGCAGCAACAGCAGCAACAACAGCAGUCCCUUCAAUAUAACCAUGCACAAGCUCAGAUGAUGGGACCUUCGUUGACUGAAAUGUUCAUCAAAUCAGAACCUAGCCACCACUAUAACUAGCAAGACAUUAACUAUACUAGUUGGUUAUACUUGCAUGAUACAGUAUUAAACUUCUAGGAGCAGCAAAUGUUACUGUCCGAUGAUAUACAUUAUACAUUAAGCUAUACAUUAUACAUUAAGAUAUAAACUUCCAGAUGGACCCUUGAUAUACAAACUAUGAACUGUUUUUUUUGAAACACUUGAUUUUUUCAGCUUGAACCACAUCAUGAGGGGGUAAGCUACAUAACUUUAGUAGUAUCUUUAUAUCAUUGAGACCAUCUGAACAAAACUUCGUGAGGUAUGUUACCAUGAUAAGGUGAGGUAUGUUACCAUAACGUGAGGUAUGUGAGGUAUGUGAGGUAUGUCACCAUGACAACCAUUUUCACAAACUGCUACAUCCCACAGCUCCACGCAAAAAAGUUUGUCCUGAAAAUUUCGAAUUUUGUUUCGAAUUUCGAAAGAUUCUUUAACAAAUUGGGUUUUUUUCCAACAAAAUUACUUUUUUUCAGCGAAAAUCUUUUUUACCACAUGCCUAAAAAACAUAACAAAUAACAAAAUUAAAAUCCUUAUUAAUAUUUGAAUAAUUGUAAAUUGGUGCUAGCUAUCUCUACACGGGUUUCAAUCGAUUUAAUCGGUCAGGUCAGGUAGUAAUUUGCUUACAAUCUUAAUAUGGUUGGUAUUAAAUACCUUUUGAAUACAAUGAACUACUAAAAUGAAACGAUUGUUGUUUAGUAUUUGAUAUAUUUAUUUGAAUAAUGUUAAUGUCAGUUCAGCUUAAUUUGAGUUAUAAAUAUUAGUGGCUUGAAUUUACAGUUGGACACUGCAUAAAUUGCAGACCUUUUUGAGUUAUGUUCUACAAAAGCAUUCUGUUAAACAAAUUAUACUGAUUUAUUUUAAACUUCUGUGUUUUACAAUUUAAACGAUAGAGCGGAGAGCCUGAGCAUUGCAGGAUAAAAAGCAUUAAAUUUUAUGAUUAGCCUAAGGCUAAAAUCUCGUUUCUCUUAAAACAGCAUUAACCUAAAAUAAACAGAAUUAAAAAUAUAGUAAGUUUUCAUCAACAAAUAAACUGAAUAAUUUUCUUUGAGAUUUUGAUCAUUGUUAUAGGAGAUACCAGAAUAUAAUAAUAAAUUCCUAAUAUUCAAUUUCAAUAGAAACAGAACUAGUAUAGGUGUAAAAUUCAUAAUAUUAUGUUAUUUUUUGUGUUAUUUCAUUUUCAGUUUGAUUGAAAUUUCUGGUGUAUGUAAAUUAUUUUAAUUCUGUUGUGCCUGAACCUUGAACAAA
Bolinopsis microptera is the source of this 1964-nucleotide messenger RNA. Its product is annotated as protein c-Fos-like. Gene Ontology annotation, cellular component: nucleus. Gene Ontology annotation, biological process: regulation of transcription by RNA polymerase II. Lineage: Eukaryota; Metazoa; Ctenophora; Tentaculata; Lobata; Bolinopsidae. The record is from RefSeq and is a predicted model, not a curated record. Bases 213 to 704 code for a protein of 163 amino acids. The transcript is spliced from 6 exons. Gene Ontology annotation, molecular function: RNA polymerase II cis-regulatory region sequence-specific DNA binding; DNA-binding transcription factor activity, RNA polymerase II-specific.